AUGGUCAUGCUGACCGUGCUCUGCCCCCCAGGGCUGGACAUCCACUUCAUCCACGUGAAGCCCCACCAGCCGCCGUCCGGCUGCACCCCGAAGCCCUUGCUGAUGGUGCACGGCUGGCCCGGCUCCUUCUACGAGUUUUAUAAGAUCAUCCCGCUCCUGACCGACCCCAGGAACCACGGCCUGAGCGAGGAGCACAUUUUUGAAGUCAUCUGCCCUUCCAUUCCUGGCUACGGCUUCUCGGAGGCAUCCUCCAAAAAGGGCUUGAAUUCAGUGGCCACGGCCAGGAUCUUUUAUAAGCUGAUGCUACGGCUGGGCUUCCAGGAAUUCUAUGUUCAGGGCGGGGAUUGGGGGUCCCUGAUCUGCACCAACAUGGCCCAGAUGGUGCCCAGCCACGUGAAAGGCCUGCAUUUGAACAUGGCUUUCGUUUUAAAUCCCGGCACCCUGACCCUUCUCCUGGGACGGCGUUUCCCGAGGUUUUUCGGCUACACCCAGAGGGAUAUAGAGCUGCUGUACCCCUUCAAGGAGAAGGUUUUCUACAGCUUGAUGAGGGAGAGCGGUUAUAUGCACAUCCAGGGCACCAAACCCGACACUGUGGGCUGCGCUCUGAACGACUCUCCCGUGGGCCUGGCUGCCUAUAUCCUGGAGAAGUUUUCCACCUGGACCAACCCUGAGUUCCGAGACCUGGAAGACGGAGGCCUGGAUAGGUGAGACCCUACCUUCCAGCCGCCAGCCAGCAUGUCCCAGCUA
Molecule: messenger RNA, 747 nt
Organism: Neomonachus schauinslandi (Hawaiian monk seal)
Lineage: Eukaryota; Metazoa; Chordata; Mammalia; Carnivora; Phocidae
Product: epoxide hydrolase 1-like
Exons: 5
Coding region: 1-708 (235 amino acids)
Biological process (GO): arachidonate metabolic process; epoxide metabolic process
Molecular function (GO): epoxide hydrolase activity
Source: RefSeq, a predicted model, not a curated record